GAUGUAGCAUUACUGGUCGAGGCCCCGAGACAAGUUUGGCAGUCGCCACUUCUCAAAGCGAAGAAAGAAACAUCCAGAAAAGAAAGCGAGAGAAGCGCUCAAGUGGUGACUCGUCGGCCAUGGCACAGUCGUCGGCGGCGGCGAGGAAGCCCUCGGCAGCGCCAACCGUCGUCCUGACUCUUGUCCUGGCCCUCGCCUCCGCGGGCCUCCUCUUCCUCCUAGUCCACCUUUCCCCUUCGUCGCCAUCCGCGCACCCGCACCCCCACCGCCGCCUCCGCCUGCGCGGUGCCCACCUCAGGCACGGAGGCGCCACCCCGCACCAGAUCCCGUUCGACCCCGUCAUCGCGGACCUCGAGCGCCGCCUUGACGACCGCGAGUGGGAGCGCCUGGCUGCCGCGGGGCUGCACGCGCCGGGCAUGGAGUCUGCCCCCGUCCCAGAGGACCUCGCGGACUACGAGGACGAGUACAUCAAUGACGCCGCGCGGUUCAACAUGACGCUGCGCGUGGCGGCGCUCUUCCCCAAGAUCGACGUCGACCCCGCCGACGACGCCGUGACGGGCGCCGAGCUGGCCGCGUGGAAUCUCGCGUCCGCGCGGCGGGAGGUGCUGCACCGCACCGCCCGGGAGCUCGACAUGCACGACCGCGACCACGACGGCCGCGUCGCCUUCUCCGAGUACGAGAGGCCCAGCUGGGCUUGGCGGUUCGACGAUAAUAACUCAACCAGUGAUGGGAUGGGAUGGUGGAAGGAGGGGCAUUUCAAUGCUGCUGAUAUGGAUGGUGACGGCUUUCUAAAUCUGACGGAGUUUAACGAUUUCUUACAUCCAGCUGAUACUACCAACCUAAAGCUAAUACAUUGGUUGUGCAAAGAAGAAGUCAGGGAAAGAGACAAAGAUAAUGACGGGAAGCUCAAUUUCCAAGAGUUUUAUAAUGGAUUGUUUUAUUCAGUUCGACAUUACGAUGAUGAAACUUCAACAGAUGACUCCAAUGGCUCUGAUGCACCGGCUAGAAAGUCGUUUUCACAGCUUGAUCUGGAUAAUGAUGGGCUUUUGUGAGCAGACGAGCUAAAACCUAUCAUCGGAAAACUCCAUCCAGCAGAAAACUUCUAUGCCAAGCAACAAGCUGACUAUGUGAUAUCACAGGCUGACACAAACAAAGACGGACAACUGAGUUUGAAUGAGAUGAUUGAGAACCCCUAUGUAUUUUACAGUGCUUUAUUCACAGAAGAUGAUUAUGGGUCUCAUGACGAGCUCCGGUAGUUCCUUGAAGUAGAUGGUAUUCAGGACCUUUGAACGCUUGGUUAGACAUUUGCUGCGGAUAUAUAUCUUCAAUGAUCUGUUGGCCCCAUCUACUGCCUUGCCAAGCACAUUUCAGGCACAAGCGUGCAUUUCCACACGCCUGUUUUAGCAACAGAGCAUUCAUUUGUUACAUUAAGAGUUCUUGAAUUAGUUUCAUGUUUUGCAUGGCAAGUUAGCAUUGGUUCUUCCAUAUAUAGUUUUUGGUGUGCAAAAGUAGGUUGUUGUUCCAGGAUCACACACUUGUAAACUAUGAAAACCAGGAAGGUGCAGCUGUAGGGCUUGUAUGUAUGUAUGUAACUGGCAUUCCUGAACCCUAUCUGUAAACAUUGUGAAGUUAUGUUCUAUGAAAGUGAUUCUAUUCUCUUC
Molecule: messenger RNA, 1661 nt
Organism: Triticum aestivum (bread wheat)
Lineage: Eukaryota; Viridiplantae; Streptophyta; Magnoliopsida; Poales; Poaceae
Product: reticulocalbin-2
Exons: 8
Coding region: 120-1052 (310 amino acids)
Cellular component (GO): endoplasmic reticulum
Molecular function (GO): calcium ion binding
Source: RefSeq, a predicted model, not a curated record